UAAAGAUGGACCCUCGCCCCUCUUCUUCUCGUCUGUGUCUCAUCCUCGUACUUCAUCGUCAUCCUACGGUUGCUUCCUUCUCCCCUCUCGUACGCCUCAGUCAUGGCCAUCAAUAACUCCUCCCCGGAUCUUUCCGACUCCGAGCGCAGCGAGCUGCCAGAGAAGGACCACCGCACCGGCCACCUCGAGUACGUGCGCGAGGUAGAGCCCGUCGCCUCUUACUCGCCGACCGCAACAAAGCGCCUGCUCCGCAAAAUCGACCUGCGCCUCAUCCCCUUCCUCGCCCUGCUCUACCUCCUCAGCUUCCUCGACCGCACCAACAUCGGCAAUGCGCGCCUUGCGGGCCUCGAGGAAUCUCUCGGCAUGUCUGGACUUCAGUACAACCACGCCCUUGCCAUCUUCUUCCCCUUCUACGUCAUUGUCGAGGUGCCGUCGAACAUGAUGAUGAAGCGUACUCGUCCCGCUCUCUGGAUCCCGUUCAUCAUGGUCUUUUGGGGUAUCACCACGACGCUCAUGGGGUUGGUGGAUAGCUAUGCCGGGUUAAUGGUCGCUCGUGCCGCGCUUGGUAUCGCAGAGGGUGGUCUCUUCCCUGGUGUGGCAUUCUACAUCACACUCUGGUACCGCCGACACGAAUGCGGCUUUCGCAUGGCCCUCUUCUUCUCCGCCGCCACGGCUGCUGGUGCAUUCGGCGGACUAUUGGCACGAGGCAUCAGCGAGAUGGAUGGUGUCGCUGGCAGAGAUGGAUGGGCAUGGAUCUUCAUCCUCGAGGGUCUGGCCACUCUGGUCGUCGCCAUCGUUGCAUUUUUCGUAAUGUACGACUAUCCCUCGACCGCCAAAUUCUUGACCGCAGACGAGAAGGUAGAGGUCACCCAGCGCCUCAAGCUCGAUCGCAGCUCGCUCGCCGACGAGUACGACCUGAAGUAUCUGAGACAAGCUUUCGGCGACUGGAAGAUUUGGGUUCACAUGUUCAUCACCAUCGGCAACUACACGCCAGUCUACUCGGUCGCGCUGUUCAUGCCGACCAUCGUGGCAGGUCUGGGCUACAGCAACGAAACCGCGCAACUCAUGACCGUGCCCCCCUACGUCGUCGCCUGCGCCUUCUGCAUCACCGGCGGCUACCUAGCCGACAAGUUCAAAAGCCGCGGCAUCUUCAUGAUCGGCUUCUUCUGCAUCGCGCUCGUGGGCUUCGUCAUGCUCAUCGCCAGCACCAACCACGGCGUGCAGUACGCCGGCGUCUUCUUCGUCGCCGCGGGCAUCUACUCCAACGUCCCGCAGGGCGUGUCGUGGAACGGCAACAACAUCGGCGGCUCGACGAAGCGCGGCGCUGGCGUUGCUAUGCACGUUUCCUUUGGAAAUCUCGGCGGUAUCAUUGCCGCGUACAUCUACCGUCCUGCUGACUCGCCGAGGUAUUUGUCCGGUCAUGGUACGUUGAUUGGACUUAUCACUAUGAGCACGUGUUUGAGCAUUUUCAUGACGCUGUAUCUGCGGCGGGAGAAUGAACGGCGCGAUGCGGUGAAGCCGGUGGAGGCGUAUACUGAGGCGGAGCGGGUGGCGGAGAGGGAGCGUGGGGAUUACGCGAGUUUCUUCCGCUACACCGUGUAGACUAGACCUCACAAUAAGUGAGUGCGGCAACGCAGCAUCGGCCCGCAGAUAUACAGAUCAUCAGAAGGGUUGAAAAGUAUCGAUGGUAGUCUCCGUGGUCGC
Neohortaea acidophila is the source of this 1704-nucleotide messenger RNA. Its product is annotated as high-affinity nicotinic acid transporter. The transcript has 4 exons. Bases 103 to 1602 code for a protein of 499 amino acids. Gene Ontology annotation, biological process: transmembrane transport. Gene Ontology annotation, molecular function: transmembrane transporter activity. Gene Ontology annotation, cellular component: membrane. The record is from RefSeq and is a predicted model, not a curated record. NCBI's taxonomy places the organism in Eukaryota, Fungi, Ascomycota, Dothideomycetes, Mycosphaerellales, Teratosphaeriaceae.